GAUAGGAAAAUGGCGCUUUGGACUACUUACAAAAACGCCGAAUCCCGAUCGAAGUCAUCAGUGCUAAUUACGCCACGAUUAAUCUAAAGCGGGGAAACGUUCCGCGAUGAAACGUAGGGCAACAGAAGAGGUGACAUCAUCACUAUCAAGGCUCAUGAUUUCUCUGACGUUGCUGCUUUAUACGUUCCUUGAAUGGAUAGGUUCGGCUCAAGGGGAGAACUACCUGGCUGUGUGUUACUUCACAAACUGGGCUCCUAUGAAGUUAAGCCCAGAGGCCAGACUGCCUAUCCAGGACAUAAAUCCACACCUCUGCACACAUCUGAUAUUUGCCUUCGCCAAAGUUGACCCUGAAAACCUGACGCUGGCGGCCACAGACCCCUACGACGAGACAAAAAAUGGGGUCAAAGGAAAUUACGCACAUUUCACGGACUUGAAAAGGCGCAAUCCCAAACUGAAGACGGUGCUAUCGAUAGGGGGCGCUAAGUAUUCCGGAGAGGGAUUUCAUACUGUGAUAGAAAACAGGGAUUCUCGCGUGACUUUCGCGAGAAAUUGUAUUACGUACAUCCGGGACCGUGAAUUCGACGGCCUCGAUGUGGACUGGGAGUAUCCUGGUGAUCCGCCUGAGUCGAAAUUCAAGUUUACGCUGUUAUUGAAGGAUCUCCGUCGUGAGUUUGAAAACGAGGCUCGUCGGAGCGGCAAUGAGCGGCUGGUCUUGUCGGCGGCUCUGGGUGUGGCAGAAGAACAUAUCGAGGAGAGUUACGAGGUGGAUAAGAUUGCACCGUAUCUCGAUUUCAUGAGCUUGAUGACGUAUGAUUACCACGGUCCUUGGAGCGGCCUAACGGGUCUCAACAGUCCGCUCUUCUCACGUGCAGACAAUAUCCGGUUUCAUCAACAGCUCAGUCAGGAAUGGUCAGUUAACAGGUGGGUGGAGGCUGGAGCCCCUAGGGAGAAGCUCGUGCUGGGUAUCGCCGCUUCCGGUCGGACAUUCACCCUCCAGGAUAACAGUACGACUGGUGUCGGAGCGCCAGCUAUCGGACCUGGUAUACAAGGGGAGUUCACUCUUGUACCAGGGGUGCUGUCAUACUACGAGAUCUGCAACUUUCUUUCGGACGGUGGGGAAUACCAGUGGGAUGAUAUCCAGAAGACUCCAUUCGCCUACAAGGAGAACCAGUGGGUGGGCUUUGACGACCCCAAGAGCGUGCAGGCGAAGACUGAAUGGAUGAUCCAACAGCGCCUUGGCGGCGUAAUGAUUUGGUCUCUGGAUCUCGACGACUUUAGUGGGACUUACUGCGGGCAGGGAAAAUUUCCGCUGACGUCGGCCAUGAAGAUGACAAUCGACAAUAUGACACUUCCGGAAAUUCCCGAAACAACGCCUCCGAAAACAACCGAAGUUCUACGCCCGUCGAGCACAAUUCGGUAUACCACAAAACUUCUGCCCAAGACGACGGUAAGCUCCAAAACGACAACAAAGCGCCCAACGAAAACGACAUCGACAACGGAAAGCGAAAAUCUCAUACCUUCUGGUAAAACUACGCCAAAGAAAGGUUCCAUCUUUGUAGUAGUAACAAGUAGCGCGAUCAAAGCAAAGUGGAACAAAGUUUCGACUUCUAUUUUGUUAAUAGGCUUGAUUGUUAAGUUCGUGCUUAGCUGGUCUGGUUAAGUUUUAGUUUUAAUUUAUCUAACUUUAUUUAUCAAAUAAUUUUGGAUCUAAGAUAAAUGUUUAAGUGAGGCAUUGGUCUUUGGAAU
Messenger RNA from Liolophura sinensis, 1746 nucleotides. RefSeq names its product chitotriosidase-1-like. Gene Ontology annotation, molecular function: chitinase activity; chitin binding. Gene Ontology annotation, biological process: chitin catabolic process; carbohydrate metabolic process. The transcript has 8 exons. Gene Ontology annotation, cellular component: extracellular region. The coding region runs from base 107 to 1660 and encodes 517 amino acids. Lineage: Eukaryota; Metazoa; Mollusca; Polyplacophora; Chitonida; Chitonidae. The record is from RefSeq and is a predicted model, not a curated record.